Molecule: messenger RNA, 3403 nt
Organism: Anguilla anguilla (European eel)
Lineage: Eukaryota; Metazoa; Chordata; Actinopteri; Anguilliformes; Anguillidae
Gene: aplf
Product: aprataxin and PNKP like factor
Exons: 10
Coding region: 31-1581 (516 amino acids)
Biological process (GO): double-strand break repair
Cellular component (GO): nucleus; site of double-strand break
Molecular function (GO): 3'-5' exonuclease activity; protein binding; DNA-(apurinic or apyrimidinic site) endonuclease activity
Source: RefSeq, a predicted model, not a curated record
UCUAACGUAAAUCUCCACGAACAUACUGGCAUGUCCAGUUUUGAGCUGGAGCCUGUGGACGGUGGUGCUUCGAUACCACUGCCUGAGGGAGAAACUCAAAUUGGAAGAGGUCCAUUUCUCGGGGUCAGUGAUAAAAGGGUGUCCAGACAUCAUGGCCUGCUGGCGAUCGUGGACGGUCAGCUGCGAAUCAAACCUACCCAUCAGAACCCCUGCUUUUAUCAGCCCUCUCUGGGGGACCCCCCGGAACCCCUGGAGAAAGACAGGUGGCACCCCCUGCGCCCCGGGAACCUGUUUUCUCUCCUCCCUGGGAAGUACACCUACAGGGUGGCGUCCGUCAACACUGAGGACACUCAGAGGAAUAGUCUGACUGUUGAAGAGGAACAGCCUGUUGCAGGCGCGCCCCCCGCCUCCGCUAAACAUGACGAAGAGCCGCUGUGUUCCCCUGAACUCAACGGGGAGGGUGAGCCGACCCAAAACAGCCCCCAGGACCAACAGGCGGAGCCCACGUCGUCCAGCUCACGGCAGAAAGAGGAGGGCAACAAAAAAGAAGCCACUGUUACCAAGGAGCAGGAGCCGGAGAGCAGAGAGCUAGGCCCGAAGCCGGAGCAGAGGAAGAGGGUGCUGCCCGCCUGGAUGAUGCAGAUAGCUUCUGACGUCAGCAGCCCCUCCACUUCCACAGGUGACAGGAGGCGGGGCAAGGGGAAGGCCACGCCCACACAGGCCAAGCAGACCCGCCCCAGGAAGGGCAGGAACAGGUCGGUCUCCUCAGAGGAGGAGGAGGAGUCCGAGCGGAGAGGGGCGGAGCCGGCUCCCAAGAAGAGAGCGAAGAGGCUGAAGAGCGAGGAAGAGGAGGAAGUGGACACGCAGUCCAAGCAGGCAGCGUCAGCAGAAGCGGUGACCAGGCGGCCCAGGGGGCCCAGCAACGACGCGUCGGGGGAGGCGUCGGACUACGCGGGCCGGGGGUCCGACACGGAGAAAGGGGAGGGGCGCAGAAAUGGCGGACGCGCCCCUAAGGCCGGACCUCCGGAGGGGAAGAGAGGAGCGGAUGUGACGGGCAGAAGGGAGAAGGAGAGCCUGUCUCAGGACGGAGAGACGCCGGGGGGAGGACAGGAAGUGGGCAGCGCAGAAGGGGCGGGGUCGACCGGCAGGGCGGGCCCCUCCCAGGCCAAAGCCAAGGCCCCGCCCAGACCCCCCUGCCCCUAUGGGAAGGACUGCUACAGGAAAAACCCGGUUCAUUUCAAGGAAAGCAGCCACCCAGGCGAUAGCGACUACCAGGAGGAAGAAGAUGAGGAGGGGAAAGAGGAAGAUGAUGACAGGCCGGAGUGUCCUUACGGAACUUCCUGCUACAGGAAAAAUCCGCAGCACAAAAAGGAAUACAAGCACACCCAGGAUCCAGGUACAAAGGCUCGCUUGGAUGAUGAAGACGACGGCGAGGAAGAUGAGGGGGACGAUGACAGCUUCAUUAACGAUGACAGCGGGGACCUGGACGAAGACUCGGAUUACGUCCCGCCCGAAUCAGAGGAUGAGGAUGUUCAGAGGCUGAAGAAAGAGGCCAAGGCCUUCCUGAAGAAGAAAAGAUGAGACUAACACACACACGCACACACAAAAACACACACACAAAACACAUACACACACGCACACACACAUACACACAUGCACACACACACACACACACAUACAUGCAGGCACACACGCUCAUGCAUACACACAUAUGUGCACACACACACAUGCAAACACACACACACACACACACACACACACACACAGCUGCUCUGCUUUAUCUCAGCGAUCUCGUGGAUGUAACUAACCGGCAUUGUAGUUCAAAUGAACUGAAACUUGUAAAUAUGUAUCAUAUUUGUGCAUUCAGUUAAAGAGACUGAACAGCUUAAUCUUAGCAAUAAACAUUACUGGUGUUUUUUAAACUACUGUGAGGAGAAGAAGCUUGAAAUCAAGCAAAAUUAUUCAGAAUGUAACGUGGCCAUCGGUCUGAGUUUACUUGCUGUUGGGAUCUGUUUGUUCGAAGGGGAUUUUCAGAAAGGACUGGCCUAGCGAGGACCUCUCCUGAAUCCUCUGCUGUGGACUUAUCGGAGUUCGAUUAAUCAGCCUUGGUCGAGCUCGUUUAUUUCCCUGACCCUGCAAAGUGACGGGUUUCCCUCCAGCAAGAUAACUGUGUUUUAGGCUCCCCGCCUUCCCUCUUCCGAAAGGUUAAUCGCAAAUGUCCUUUCGAAACGGAGAACGUGCUGUUCUGCUCUUAGUGGAGUCUUCCCUGAGUAAGGAGGUGCAGCGAGGAUGGCAAAAGGAUUUUUACAGAAGGGUCUGCACACGCAUCCAGUCGCUUAAGGAGGUGCAGGAAAACUGUCUGGGGAGAGAAAUUAAUGCAGUCCGCACACCACGACAACAUGCUCACUGCUCUCAAUAGCUCACGUGGGUCUAUGAUGUUAUAGAACUUCCUGUUAUUUAUUUUUUUAUAUAUUAUUUCCUUAUAACAGGGAGGGAAAUAGUUUCAGAAACCAAAUUUGAGAGAAAUCAUUUAAAUUUGUGAAGUAGCGGUCAUAAUUCGGCCUUGUCUGAUUCCAUAGAUCCGGGUAGAGCAGAGCUAUCAGGGUUUGGCUGGCUUUUGGCUUCACCUUAAAAUCGACCAAAACUCAGAACCCAGACAAGAAGCCUUGUUAGGCGAGUUAAUCCUGUAAUCGAGUGCUUUAAUUGGUCAAUUAAGCGCAGAGUCACAAUGUAAACAAGGAGACCACCUGGCCUCUAGAACUUUAAUAACCGGGCUCGGGAAUCCCAUUGACAUUCUGCACUGCCCUUUUCUUCAUUUAAAUGACUUCUCUUAUGUGGUUUGAAGGUUUCUUAGUGUGCAGCACAUACUCUUCUCAGGCAUAAUAUUGCUUAGGGUAUUCACCAGGGUAACGAAUACAUCACAGACUAGCAUAUGAACACUGAGCAGCACAUGCGUGUGUUUGUGACUGGCUUAGCAUUCCGUGUUAUUUCAUACCAUCUGGCCAGAAUGCUUAAUAAAAAAAUAAAUAAACGUAUAAAAAAAAAAAAACUGCCUUAAUUUGUGUAGGAAUUGUUAUGUGUAAUUCGAACGGAGCAGAAUCACAUUUUCAGAUUUGCGAGUAAGGAGAUGUGAGCUGGCAGGCAGUGUCACAUGACUCCGUUACAGAACGUGAUGUCCUCACCACUGCAGAGAGCAGGCGAGGGUGCGAUCGGUUUCCUCGGCUGAGGGUUGGAUUUCUGGGCUUGCCGUUUCACGCUAGUGGCACGGGCUUUGCACGAGAGGUAACGGAAAAUCUUUUUUUUUUUUUUUUUUUUGUAAAGCCAGCAAACAAAUCAAAGACAGCGUACCAUAAAUUAUUUGGGUUUUCUCAGAAAAUAAAUGAUGAAAUUCUAUGAAUCUCCA